CGGAAGUAGAUUGUUCAAGCGUAGUCGCGGAAGAUAUAACAACAAUUCCAGCCCGUUGUCCCUUAUAAACGCAUACUAUAGCCCACACUAAUGUAGUGUUGAUACGAUAUCAACUUUGAUUAACCCACGUUUCCAACACGCACCGUGAGCGAAUCGAAACAUGCACUAAACACUAAACCUCUUGUGUUUCACGACUUCUAACGUCUUCCGUUAAGAUGAAUGACGGGACAGACAAGAACCGAGAGUUUCUGGAGCAGCUGCGGAUGCAGCAGAUGUACGGUCAGAGAAACGUAGGCGGCUCUGACCCGUACUCCUACACGGACCCGCAGGAUGGCACCAUCUAUGACUGGGACCACGACAAGAAAGCUUGGUUCCCAAAAAUCACCGAGGACUUCAUCGCCGCCUACCAGGCCAACUACGGCUUCAAGGAGGACGGAACCCCGGACGCCAACGCCGCUCUAACGGACGACACCAAGCCAGCAGCCCCCAGCACCAAAGACAAGGGGGGCGCUCCCCCAGAGCCCGCCCACACGCCUGGUCAGGACGCGGCCAAGGACGCCAAGCAGAAAGGAGACAAGAGGAAAGCAGAGGCAGCUUGGUUUGACGUGGACGACAAUAAGAACACCAACGUCUAUGUUUCAGGCUUACCCCUUGACAUCAGCAGCGAGGAGUUUGUGGAGUUAAUGUCCAAGUGUGGCAUCGUCUUGAGGGACCCCGUCACGGAGGAGUACAAGGUGAAGCUCUACAAAGACGGACAAGGCAACCUCAAGGGAGACGGCCUCUGCUGCUACCUCAAGAAGGAGUCUGUAGCCCUGGCUGUGCGUCUGAUCGACGAGUCGGAGGUCAGAGGUUACAAGCUUCACGUGGAGGAGGCGCACUUUGAGCUGAAGGGUCAGUACGACGCCACCAAGAAGAAGAAGAAGAACAAGGACUACAAGAAGAGACUACAACAACAACAGAAGCAGUUGGACUGGAGGCCGGAGAAAAAGGGAGAAGUGAGGAAGAGGUUUGAGAAGGUUGUCAUCAUCCAGAACAUGUUCCAUCCAAGCGACUUCGAAGAAGACCCGCUGGUGCUGAACGAGUACCGGGACGACCUGCGCACCGAGUGUGAGAAGUUUGGCCAGGUCAAGAAGGUCAUCGUCUUCGAUAGACAUCCGGACGGGGUCGCCUCCGUAGCGUUUAAGGAGCCAGAACACGCAGACUUGUGCAUCGCAGCGCUUAACGGACGCUGGUUUGGAGGGAGGCAGCUGUCUGCGGUCCUCUGGGAUGGAACCACGGACUACCAGGUGGAAGAGACGUCUAGAGAGCGUGAGGAGCGCCUCAAAGGCUGGUCUAAAUUCCUGGACCCAGGAGCCAAAAAAGAGGGGGACCCAAACUCUACUGUCCCAGCCGGUGGACCAGAGCCCGCCCCUGACACAUCAGGCCCCGCCCCUGACACGUCAGGCCCCGCCCCUGACACAUCAGGCCCCGCCCCUGACACAUCAGGCCCCGCCCCUGUCACCUCAGGGCCUGCCCCUGUCACCCCAGACCCUGCCCCUCACAAACCAGGCUCCACCCCAAACAAGCCAGAGCCUAGUUCUGAUCUGAGGAGCACCACCACCCAGCCCAGCACCACCACCCAGCCCAGCCUGGACAUGGAAACACGGCCCAAAGAGCAGCGAGAAGAGGAAGCUGACUCCACCGACAGCAGCCUAGCAGGGAGUGAUGAGGAGGCCUGAUGGGACCUGCCACCAAGCGAACUGAACUGCCGCAAAACACGAGAGAUGUCGCUGUGUUAUGACGUUAAAUGUUUCGUAAUUGGGUCACAGCAGAGAAUUAAAAUGUUUUUCCAAAUGU
Messenger RNA from Gadus morhua (Atlantic cod), 1836 nucleotides. RefSeq names its product HIV-1 Tat specific factor 1 (gene htatsf1). The transcript is spliced from 10 exons. The record is from RefSeq and is a predicted model, not a curated record. Bases 216 to 1718 code for a protein of 500 amino acids. Gene Ontology annotation, molecular function: RNA binding. Lineage: Eukaryota; Metazoa; Chordata; Actinopteri; Gadiformes; Gadidae. Gene Ontology annotation, cellular component: U2-type spliceosomal complex; U2 snRNP. Gene Ontology annotation, biological process: mRNA splicing, via spliceosome.